GACCGGCGUCGGCCCGCCGCCUUCGCCGCCGCGGCGCUCCAACCUGAUCCCUCUGGCCCGGCCUGACCCGGCGUGGCCCGCCGGGGCUCAGCGGCCACGGGGUCGCGGCUCCCGAUGGAAAUCAUAUGACAGAAUAUUUGGGUGCCAUCAUCCUGACAGAUCUUCAAGAAUUGCAGAAGACAUAAACACUAAUGCUUUUGAGAAAGCAGUAAAGUUUGGGGGGAGGGGAAAAAGCAACUGCUUUCCUGAUCUGCAACUUGGCUGGAUGCUAAGAUGUCUGUGGACAUGAAUAGCCAGGGAUCUGACAGCAACGAAGAGGACUAUGAUCCAAACUGUGAGGAAGAGGAGGAGGAGGAGGAAGAAGAAGAUGAGGACCCUGGGGACAUAGAGGACUAUUAUGUGGGAGUAGCCAGUGAUGUGGAGCAGCAGGGGGCCGAUGCCUUUGAUCCUGAGGAGUACCAGUUUACUUGCUUGACCUACAAGGAAUCGGAGGGUGCCCUCAACGAGCACAUGACCAGCUUAGCCUCUGUGCUAAAGAACCGAUUGCAGACUUCCUCUCUUGUGCUCAGCAGAAAACUGAGGAUUGAGGACCCAUGGAACCUUUGGGUUUGGGAUUUCUGCACUGUAGCUAUGGCAGACCUGCUGGGACCUCUGCCUUCAGAGGGCAUUUCCCUGGUAGAAAAAAGGCCGUUGAUGCUCACUGCUAUCAGCUGCAUCCUCCCUAUGGCACUGGUAUCUCAUUCAGUUGCUAAACUCAUAUUAGUUAAUUUCCACUGGCAAGUCUCAGAGAUAUUGGACAGAUACAAGUCCAAUUCUGCUCAGCUGCUCGUUGAGGCUCGAGUUCAGCCCAAUCCGUCAAAACAUGUCCCUGCAGCCCAUCCCCCUCACCACUGCGCAGUGUGUAUGCAGUUUGUGCGGAAGGAAAACCUACUCUCUCUGGCUUGUCAGCAUCAGUUUUGCCGCAGCUGCUGGGAGCAGCACUGCUCAGUACUUGUCAAGGACGGCGUGGGCGUGGGAGUCUCUUGUAUGGCUCAGGAUUGCCUGCUCCGAACACCAGAGGACUUUGUGUUUCCGUUGUUGCCUAAUGAAGAAUUGAGAGACAAAUACAGACGCUACCUCUUCAGGGACUAUGUGGAGAGUCAUUACCAGCUCCAGCUGUGCCCUGGUGCAGACUGCCCCAUGGUUAUCCGGGUACAGGAGCCCAGAGCUCGCCGAGUGCAGUGCAAUCGAUGCAACGAGGUCUUCUGUUUCAAGUGUCGUCAGAUGUAUCACGCCCCCACAGACUGCGCCACAAUCCGGAAAUGGCUCACGAAGUGUGCAGACGACUCUGAAACGGCCAACUACAUUAGUGCUCACACUAAAGACUGUCCCAAGUGCAACAUCUGCAUUGAGAAGAACGGAGGCUGCAAUCACAUGCAAUGCUCCAAGUGUAAACACGACUUUUGCUGGAUGUGUCUAGGAGAUUGGAAGACCCAUGGCAGCGAGUACUACGAGUGUAGUCGGUACAAGGAGAAUCCUGACAUUGUUAACCAGAGCCAGCAGGCCCAGGCCAGGGAGGCCCUCAAGAAGUACUUGUUCUACUUCGAGAGGUGGGAAAACCACAACAAAAGCUUACAGCUGGAGGCACAGACAUACCAGCGGAUUCAUGAGAAGAUUCAGGAGAGGGUCAUGAACAACCUGGGGACGUGGAUUGACUGGCAGUACCUACAGAACGCUGCCAAGCUCUUGGCCAAGUGUCGAUACACCUUGCAAUACACCUACCCAUAUGCAUACUACAUGGAGUCUGGACCCAGGAAGAAACUGGCCCUGCCCUGGCUACAAUCCUUUCUCCUUUUGACCCUCCUGCUCUGCCCAUACAGUUUGAAUACCAGCAGGCUCAGCUGGAGGCUGAGAUCGAAAACCUGUCGUGGAAGGUGGAGCGCGCAGACAGCUAUGAUAGAGGGGACUUGGAGAACCAGAUGCACAUAGCGGAGCAGCGGAGGAGAACCCUGCUGAAGGAUUUCCAUGACACCUAGGUCAGGACGUGGACGGGCCGGGGUGAGGAAGAUGCUGCUGAGAGGUCUCCCGGCUGCAACACUGCAUGCUGCAGGCUCUGCCUUUCACAAACCCAGGCGACAGCCAGGGCCCCACUCCUGAGAGACACUGGCAACACACCUCUUAGUCGAUUUCUGUUCUCAUUUUUUCGCUUUUUGUUUCUACCAGGGUAGAAGCCAUGUUGAAUUGGCUUCUUUUCAGAACUUUUAAUUCCCCCUGGAUGAUUGGGAGGGAGGGGAAGUUUUUUUCUGAAUGGCUAUUAAUAGUAUUAGAUCGUUACAACUUAUGUAAUUUUCAAAGGUUGUAUAAUUAUACAAAAAAGAAAAAAAAAAAAGGCAAACCGUAGAAUAACAAGAACCCUUUUUAAAAAUAAAUUGGCAUUGGAGUGUUUUACCCUCUAGCUAUUUUACUUAGGACAUAACAUAAUGCUGCCCACCCAUCCUGCCUCAGCAGUCUGACCUGCAGAAGGGCCUCAGGUGGCCUCCGUUUUCCAGAUUCACGUGUGUUUGGCCACAGCGGGAGUCCCAAGGAAAGAGCAUGGGUGACAGGUGGUGGGGAGUUGAGGUGGCUUAUGCAGUGGGUGUGGAGUGCAGGGAGUCACGUCAUGCCUCCUGCCUGGUCCUUGUAGACCCUUCUGUGGUGAGGUGUUGCUGCCUCACGGUGGCAAUGAGGAGAAAGGUACAGGACGAGGUUUUCUUGCCACAGGUGUCCUCUCUGAUGACACUGCGGUCUAUGGGCUUGUCUUUAUUCUUGAAAGUGAGGCUUACCCAGGCCUGGCUACUGAGGCCAGUGCCCACAGCAGAACACAGGUGUGCUUGUGGCCCUCCAGACUAGGAAAUGCAGGUUCAGCACAAUGUUUCCUUUUGUCUCUUAAAGGUGGAGAUUGAUCCACUUUUCAAAGAAAUUAUUCCCCAAAGUACAUUUGUUUUACCUUGGUACCUUCAUUGUAUCAGUGUUCCAGUGAUGGUAACUCUGACCAGGGUCAUGCACCUGUAUUGUUCUGCUGCACCCUCUUCUGGUGAGCGUCAUGGUCAGAGUUCACCUUCGUCCUCUCAAGGGCCCUGGCCUUCCAGGCUCAGGUGCCAGGUUUCAUGUCACCUGGAGUACAGCCGGCGAUUGCUCUGAGCAUGCUCUGUCUGGUUCCACCCAUCAGACAGUACCACCUCUAGGGCCUGGGAGCCUGUGGCCAGGAGGCUGUGGUUUGUGGUCUCGGCUCUUAUAUUAUGAGGGGCCAUGGGGUGGGGAGGGGAGAGGGCCAACUUAGGGAACACAGUCGAGCUGAAGGGAGCCAGAGGUUCAGUUGGUAUCCUACCUGGACCUGUGGGCCUUGGAGAAGUUUGAUCUGUGGUGUUUGUGUGGUGCCUCCACUCCGAGACUGGCAGAGCUGCCUGGGCUCAAAACAGGGCCUUCUUGACCCCCUGGAAGAGUUGGUAGGGAGAUGAUCUGUGAAUAUUAUGUUGGAAAAUUCUUCGUUAUUCAUACAUUUUCACCUCCAGUCAGCAAUUUCCCAGGUACCAUGUAAGCUGUGAAACUGAAUCACCCUUGAAGACAGAGGACAGCUGUGACUCUUGGGGAACUGGGGUACGUGGCUGGCUGCAGAGUCCCUUUCUCCCUUCUCAGGUUUUGUCUUCCUGUCAUCCUCAGCCAGCAAGGAGGGACUGUGGGCUGGGAUGGAAGAACAAGUUAGGAGUGUGGCACACAAACCCAGAGUAGGUCAGUGGAGAGCUUGUUGUGAAGAAGGCAGGCACCUGCCACGGGCACAACAGUGGGCUCUGAAUGCUGUGUUCGCACAUGGAAGAUCCUGGUGUCUGGGGCCUUUACCUCUCUGUUGCGUCCUUUCUGUGGCAUCGCGAUGGCCCAAGGACCUGAACUGCAGCUCCACCCCCUGAGCUGUACCCUGGGCAUUUUCUGGAUGGCGUGGCUGCCACGUUCUGCACUUGCAUCUAGCUGUGGCCCUGACCACUGGAGCUGCAGGGGGUUCUGUGCCCAGCCCCGUAGCCUGCAGUCCUUGACUGUGGAGAGCUUCCUUUUGUGCCUCCAGUGGCUGUCCUUCAUUAAUGUGAGGAAGAUGAGAAUGGCUGGGCAGAAUUUUUCUGUCCUCUAAAGAAUAGAAGAGAAAGGAAGGCACAGUGUUUUCAUGAAUUUACCAUAUCUCUUUGCUUUUCUUCAAAGAAAGUUAAUUGAGGCAAUGUCAUCUGCUCAGAGUUGAGUGGUUUCUUCAAAAUAAACUGUAAGUUUCUGAUUA
Messenger RNA from Loxodonta africana (African savanna elephant), 4279 nucleotides. RefSeq names its product ariadne RBR E3 ubiquitin protein ligase 2 (gene ARIH2). Bases 274 to 1968 code for a protein of 564 amino acids. Gene Ontology annotation, molecular function: zinc ion binding; ubiquitin protein ligase activity; ubiquitin conjugating enzyme binding. Gene Ontology annotation, cellular component: ubiquitin ligase complex; cytoplasm. The record is from RefSeq and is a predicted model, not a curated record. Lineage: Eukaryota; Metazoa; Chordata; Mammalia; Proboscidea; Elephantidae. The transcript is spliced from 18 exons. Gene Ontology annotation, biological process: ubiquitin-dependent protein catabolic process; positive regulation of proteasomal ubiquitin-dependent protein catabolic process; protein polyubiquitination.